Molecule: messenger RNA, 810 nt
Organism: Panicum virgatum (switchgrass)
Lineage: Eukaryota; Viridiplantae; Streptophyta; Magnoliopsida; Poales; Poaceae
Product: disease resistance protein Pik-1-like
Exons: 2
Coding region: 188-595 (135 amino acids)
Molecular function (GO): metal ion binding
Source: RefSeq, a predicted model, not a curated record
GCGGCUAUAUAAAGCAGCGGCUCUGCUCCCUCCCACACCACAGCAAAGCGAGCAGUUGCGAGACACGGGCCUCUCCUCUCCACUCCGGCUCUAUCUCCAUACCAACGAUCUCUCGACAGCCGCGAGGCGUUUGAGCUUUCCUUUCCAAUCCAAGCUUGGAGCACCGCGCGGGCACGAGAGUUCAGGCAUGGCGAAGCAAAAGAUCGUGAUCAAGGUGCAGAUGGCGAGCGACCGGUGCCGGUCCCGGGCGAUGGCGCUGGUGGCGGCCACGGGCGGGGUGGACUCCGUGGCGCUCGCCGGCGACGGCAAGGACCAGGUCGUCGUGGUGGGCGAGGGCGUCGACUCCAUCAAGCUCACCACCGCGCUGCGCAAGAAGUUGGGCGGCGCGGAGCUGCUGCAGGUCGGCGAGGACAAGAAGGAGGAGAAGAAGCCGGCGCCGGCCCCCGCCCCCGCCGCGGUGGCUGCGGCGGCCGAGUACUACUCCCAGUUGUACUACCACCACUACCCGCCGCCGCACCUGGCCGGCGCCGUCCACGACCACCGCGCCGUCGGGUACGGGGGCUACUCGCGGGCGGACACCUGCUCCAUAAUGUAAACAGAGGGGUUUGGAUUGCCGUUCAAAGUGUGUGUUGUAGUUCAGGAUGCAAGUUUCAUUGGGUCAACCCAACUACCCAUUAUCCAAUUUACCAAAAAAUAGUGUAAUUACCUUAUAGAGUCAACCCACUAAAUUUUGGUGCUAGUUUGGGUUUACCCUGUGGGUAAUUGGGUAACCCAAAAUUUAUCGAAUCUUUUGUUGAGGGUCCACGUUUC